Molecule: messenger RNA, 599 nt
Organism: Staurois parvus
Lineage: Eukaryota; Metazoa; Chordata; Amphibia; Anura; Ranidae
Source: the annotation of a GenBank genome assembly
AUGUCCCUUACAUUGGGGGUCAGUGGGAAGAAUGUCCCUUACAUUGGUUCAGUGGGAAGAAUGUCCCUUACAUUGGAGGGCAGUGGGAAGAAUGUCCCUUACAUUGGGGGUCAGUGGGAAGAAUGUCCCUUACAUUGGUGGUCAGUGGGAAGAAUGUCCCUUACAUUGGGGAUCAGUGGGAACAAUGUCCCUUACAUUGGGGGUCAGUGGGAAUAAUGUCCCUUACAUUGGUGGUCAGUGGGAAGAAUGUCCCUUACAUUGGGGGUCAGUGGGAAGAAUGUCCCUUACAUUGGGGGUCAGUGGGAAGAAUGUCCCUUACAUUGGUGGUCAGUGGGAAGAAUGUCCCUUACAUUGGGGGUCAGUGGGAGGAAUGUCCCUUACAUUGGUGGUCAGUGGGAAGAAUGUCCCUUACAUUGGAGGUCAGUGGGAAGAAUGUCCCUUACAUUGGUGGCCAGUGGGAAGAAUGUCCUUUACAUUGGUGGUCAUUGGGAUGAAUGUUCCUCACAUUGGGGGUCAGUGGCAAGAAUGCCCCUUACAUUGGUGAUCAGUGGAAAGAAUGUCCCUUACCUUGGUGGUCAGUGGCAAGAGUGUUCCUUACA